This is a messenger RNA of Gongylonema pulchrum, 390 nucleotides long. The record is from the annotation of a GenBank genome assembly. Lineage: Eukaryota; Metazoa; Nematoda; Chromadorea; Rhabditida; Gongylonematidae.
AUGGCACCAGCUGAAGGGCAUAGGCCUAUUUCGCUUCUUUUGGACGAAGACACGGAAUAUUUAUCAUUUCCAAUAAUUUUUGGCGGUGAGAAAUUGGAACCUACUUUUCAAGGUCGACCAAUGUCAUGUGCAGAUAUCUCCAAAUCUUUUGCGAUGCGCUACGAUCGACGAAUAGCGCGACGUCCCGAUUAUCUGUUUUUUAUGGCGAAAAAGGCCGAAUUGCUCAGACUAUCCAGUAAUAUGGCAUUAUGCCUCCGGAAGAAAAGAAUUCGUAAUCGUAAUGAUAUAAACGCGGCCAAUCUCACCAAUCACGACUUCGUUCACGGGCUAGUGCAACACGAUGAUGCGUAUCAAGUUCUCGCUGGCGUGCGAAACUCUUGUAUGCAUUAG